Molecule: messenger RNA, 1539 nt
Organism: Rotaria sordida
Lineage: Eukaryota; Metazoa; Rotifera; Eurotatoria; Philodinida; Philodinidae
Source: the annotation of a GenBank genome assembly
AUGGACAAGAUUGAUAAUCCUUAUCUUAUUAUGCUUGAACGCCUUCAUGUUCUCGAUCAAUCUAUUUAUAUUCUAAAUUUAGUUAACAAUGAUCUUCGACAAAUUCUUCAAAAACAAAAACGUUUACCACAAUUUAUUUAUGAUUCAUUCAAACGAUCAACAAUAAAUAAAUCAAAAACUUCUCCUUCACUUCCUCCUCCUCCUCAACCAUCAAUUGAAAGUGAAGAAAUAAGUCUAGCUGCUAGUAUUAUUGACAAAGCAAAACGUACAAUUGAAAAUAUUGAUGAAAAGAAGCCAAAACAAUUAUCACAUAGAAUAGCAACAGCUCCGACAUCAACUCAAUCAAGUACUGUUCAAAAUAAUCGUUCAAAGACAUCUUCAUCUGUACGUCCGUCUUCAGCAAGUUCAACUAUUGCACCAUCAUCAGACUCGUCCUUGUCUCAGCAACAACAACCAAUUCGUCGUUAUGUACCUGCUCAUAUGAAAGCACCAUUUUUAACUCAACCGGAAAAAAAACGACGACCUACUUCAUCGAUUCGUACCAGUGCUCAAACUAAUUCAAGUAAAAAGCCAAGCGCAACACCUCGUUCUAUCAGUCAACAACGACGACAAUCGUCAUCUUCUAUUGCACAUUCGAUCGUUGAACUUCCUCAACAAAUAACACCAAUACCAGCAAUUCUUCCGGUGGAAAAUGAGAAGAAUUCAAUAAUCAAUGGUCAAAGCAACAAUGAUAUGAAUGAUGAAACUAUAAUUCCAGAGCAAACAUCUGUUAUGAUAACAACAGAUAAAUCUAAAAAGGUUUCUAACGAAACAAGUGAGAUAGACGUAUUGUCUGUUCCACAACCAAUUAUUCUUAAUCAAGCACUAAUUAAACCGUUACGUCGUUUAUGGAAGCAAAAUCAGAAUCUUCGUUUACGAUUAGAGAUUGAACUUAAAAAAAGAUCAACAACAUCAUCAUCAUCACCUGUAUUUAUUGAUCGUUUAAAUGAAAAAAUUCAUUCACCAACAAUUACGGAUGAGAUACAUAUACCAAAUAUUGAAGUAUUACUUCAGUUAGCCGUCAAACUUCGUACUAUUGUACUUUAUCUUCUUGAAAAUUCAACUUUUGAUAAUCCUGAAGGCACAGUUAAACGUUUGAAUACAUUGAAAUACCUUGUUAAUCAAUAUCAUCGCUUCUUUACUUCGAACAUUAAUAUUCUUGUUGCUAAACAUGAUUAUUGUCCUUCAAAUAUCAAUACAAAUAUCGAAGAAUGGUUGAAUAAAUCAAAAAUUAGUCCUUUAAAUCGUAAUAUUGUUCGAUAUACUGAUGAUAGUCAAUUAAUUGCAUUUACAGAAGUACGAUUUAAACAAUUUGAAAAUGAAUGUCGAUGGAUUGAAUUAAAUUGUCAUGAACAAAUGAUAAUGCAAUUUAAACAAUCAUUAUCAAAACAAAAUCAAAAUCAAAAUCAAAAUACUCUUCAAAUCUAUCGAGAAUUAAUGUGUCUUGUUACUGGUUUACAAACUUCUACACCAAUUGUCGUCGAGAAUAAAUUUGAAUGA